Molecule: messenger RNA, 3109 nt
Organism: Anoplopoma fimbria (sablefish)
Lineage: Eukaryota; Metazoa; Chordata; Actinopteri; Perciformes; Anoplopomatidae
Gene: scarb2c
Product: scavenger receptor class B, member 2c
Exons: 12
Coding region: 98-1543 (481 amino acids)
Biological process (GO): receptor-mediated endocytosis; protein targeting to lysosome
Cellular component (GO): lysosome; membrane; cytoplasm
Molecular function (GO): scavenger receptor activity
Source: RefSeq, a predicted model, not a curated record
UUCCCUGGGCCGUCAAAACAAAAACAGCAGCCACACACAGGCGGUAGCUAAUGUCAGUGAGAGAUACUGCCGUAAGAUAUCAUUGUGCUGUGUCACCAUGCUACUGAAAUCAUGUUGUAUUUACAGCACCGGGGUUUUUUCCAUCCUUGUUUUGAUCUCGGGAAUUGUUUUGGCCUUGUCUAACGUGUUCCCGCAUUUCCUACAGUCGGUGGUUGAAAAGGAAGUAGUUUUGAAGAAUGGCACCGAGGCUUUUGAGGCCUGGGAGAAUCCACCGGCCCCUAUUUACAUGCAGUUUUACUUCUUCAAUCUGACCAACCCUCUGGAAGUGCUGGAUGGAGACAGGCCUGCUGUGGUGGAGAUUGGUCCAUAUACUUACAGAGAGUACCGGCCCAUGGAGCAAGUGGACUUCCAUGAUAAUGGAACCAAAGUUGCAUCUGUCAACACUAAGACCUACAUAUUUCAACGUAACAUGUCCCGAGGUCCAGAGAGUGAACUCAUCAGGACGGUCAACAUCCCCGCAAUGACGGUGAUGGAACAAUUCAAGGACAACCUAAUUAUGGCCAAUCUGAUCUCCUCCUACAUGAAGGGCACCGGUGAAGGCUUGUUCACCACCCACACAGUGGGAGAGCUGCUGUGGGGAUAUGAAGACGGCCUGCUCAAAGCCCUCAAAACUCUAAAACCUGACCUGGAUGAUGUUUUCGGACUCUUCUAUAAGAACAAUGCUUCCAACGAUGGUGAAUAUGUCUUCUUCACUGGCCAGCAAAACUACAAGGACUUUGCCAGAGUGGAUACGUGGAACAGUGAAAGCACGCUGAGUUGGUGGACAUCUGAUGAGUGCAAUAUGAUCAAUGGAACCAACGGAGCAUCUUUCCAUCCGGUCAUCACCAAGAAUGAGACUCUCUACAUGUUCUCCUCUGACCUGUGCAGGUCUCUGUACGCUCUGUAUGAGGAGGAUGUGACGGUAAAGGGGAUCCCUGGGUACCGCUUCAGUCCCCCUAGCGAGGUUUUUGCCAAUAAGACCCUGAACCCAGCAAACGCAGGCUUCUGUGUCCCCGCUGAUAACUGCCUGGGCUCUGGCGUGCUGAAUGUCAGCCCAUGUAAACAAGGAGCUCCCAUCAUAAUGUCUUCACCACACUUCUACCAGGCUGAUGAGAAAUAUGUUCAGGAUGUAUUUGGCAUGAAGCCUCAGAAAGAGCAGCAUCAGACUACGAUUGAUAUCCAUCCGCUCACAGGAAUCAUCCUACAAGCCGCAAAGCGGCUCCAGGUCAACGUGUUUGUUGAGCAAAUUCCCACCUUCAGUCAAACAGGAAAUGCGAGGACAGUGAUCCUCCCUGUGGUUUAUCUCAAUGAGAGCGUCGUCAUUGAUGACACGUCUGCCAGGAAGCUGCAGAAGAUCAUUGUCGAGCAGAACGUCGUGGUGAACAUUCCGUUCAUGCUGAUCGGUCUAGGCAUCAUUCUGGGAGGAGUCUUCAUGUUCCUGAUGUGUCGACAGAAGGUCCCCGGGAGCACUGAAGCUGAACGACAGCCCCUGAUCUCGUCAUAACACCAAACAGUAUGUAAAGAGAAAGAGGAUCGCCAUAUUUGCAGUAGAAUUUCACAUUUCAUGGGUUCAACGGAUCUGCCAUUUUUUGCCAUUAACACCAAAGUAAUAGUUUCCAUUAUGCACAACAAUUCCACAUUUUAAUCAGUUUUUUUAAUCCAACGGUUUUAGGAAACAAAGUGAAAAGGUUUGUUACAGGGAUGUUGUUAAUGUCUUCCUUACAAGUCAGUUGUAAUGAAACCAAAUAUAUACCCCCUUUUUUAAAGUAAAUCUUAAGUAUUUUUAUUUUUUAAUUUAUGGGAUUUUGGAUUGAAACAACAUUGAUUUAAUAGAUUAAAUCAACUACAAAAUGUAAUCUGAAUUCUCUUGAGGGUCAGCUCUGAACCAAUCAAACCUACAGGAAUUUAAGUGAAAGUGAUUAACCAUAGCCCAUAUUUAUGAGUGAAACUGCUGCUUUUAUAUAUAUAUGUGUGUGUGUGUGUGUGUGUGUGUGUGUGUGUGUGUGUGUGUGUGUGUGUGUGUGUGUGUGUGUGUGUGUGUGUGUGUGUGUGUGUGUGUGUGUGUGUGUGUGUGUGUGUGUACGUGACCAUAAAAUGAAUGAUGAAGGAAUUACUUUCAGCUUGUUUUGUUUUUUGAAAUGGGCCAGUUAUCAGUUUUUAGGUCUGGUGAGACUGUUGGUGCAUCAACAAGAAGAAAGUUUAUACAGCUGUUUUAUGCAAGUGACAUUUUCUUCUUUCACAUCAACAUUUCACUUUUUUUGUAUUGUCACAAAAAAAUAAGCAGUGCAAGCUCUGCAAAACAACUGCAUAAUGUUUUAUUACUGAUGUCAUGAAUCUGUACAGAACUCAGCCUCCUUUUAAAACCAUGUACUGUCCUGUUACCCUCAGUGGAAAUCAAGUUAUCCACAAUAUAUAAAUACUAUAAUGUGGAAUUCACAUCCAAAAGUAUUAAACAUUAUCAGUAUAAAGGGAAAGAUUUUUGUCUGGUGUGCAGUACGAUAUCUUCUUUGCCCUGAUUCAAAUACUUUGCCAUAUAUGUGAUAUUUUGAAUUUUCUACUGAUAUCCUAAAAUCCAUGUAUGAACAGCUUUAUGUUAGUGACACUACUGAUGAAUAUGUUGACAAAUAGAAAAUUGUGUUAUUCCUUCUAACCACUAGGAAUUGUCCAUGAUGUUUAUGGGUUCGAUUUUGCACUUCUAAACAGACUUCUAUCAGAUUAUUCUAACUUUAUUUAAGUUUUUUUGUUUUUAUCAUUGGGCUACAUCUGAUCAAAUUAAAAUGAAAUUGAUUUUCUGUCCAGAACUACAUAGAAUGUGACUGCAAUGUGUAAUUUGCUAUUUGAAUAGCCACUGUUUCACACACAUCACUGACAGGUCGCCUUGUGUUCAUUUUGUUUAAGUCUUUGUCAAUGUACAACAGAGAUUAUUGUUUACACUACUACUCCUACAUAGUAAAAUAAAUAUGUAAUAACUGUUUACGUACUCUCAAUAGGUCACAUAUCUAACAAUUUGCAAAGUGUCUUGCCAUUUGCUAAAACCUCAUUAAACCUGGUGUGCUUCACAUUCUCUGAA